Messenger RNA from Alnus glutinosa, 2522 nucleotides. Its product is annotated as receptor-like protein kinase 5. NCBI's taxonomy places the organism in Eukaryota, Viridiplantae, Streptophyta, Magnoliopsida, Fagales, Betulaceae. The coding region runs from base 33 to 2522 and encodes 829 amino acids. Gene Ontology annotation, molecular function: ATP binding; protein binding; protein kinase activity. The transcript has 4 exons. Gene Ontology annotation, biological process: protein phosphorylation. The record is from RefSeq and is a predicted model, not a curated record.
UUCAAACAAGAAGUAACGAACUCAACCUCCAAAUGACGAAAACAACCAAAAAAUGCAUCAAACUCUCUUUCUACACAAGCCUCUUCCUUCUCCUCUUCAGCCAUGCAACCUCUCAUCAGCUCCAUGAUCAAGAGCAGGCAGUUCUACUGAAGCUAAAGCAACACUGGCAAAACCCCCCGUCCCUCAGCCAUUGGACCUCAUCAAACUCAUCCUCCCACUGUAUCUGGCCAGAGAUCAACUGCAGUACCGAUGGCUCAUCAAAUUACUUGACCGGGACAAUACCCGAGGAUUUUGGAAGACUAACCAAACUAUCGGGUUUGGCUUUGUUUAUCAAUCAAUUAUCUGGAAAAAUUCCAGAUAGCAUAGGCUGUCUUCCAGGGUUGAUAAAUUUUAAUUUGUUUAGCAACAAUUUAUCAGGUACUCUACCUCCGGACCUUGGGCGAUAUUCUAUGCUUGAAGAGUUUCAAGUGUCUUCCAAUAGACUUUCUGGUCAGCUGCCACAACACUUGGGUGAUAAUGGAAGGUUGGUAGGAGUGGUAGCUUUCAACAACGACCUCAGUGGUGAACUGCCCCAGUCGCUUGGAAAUUGCAACAAUUUAAUAAUUCUUAGUGUUCAUAAUAAUAGGUUUUCUGGGAAUGUUUCUAGUGGCCUAUGGACAUUAUUGAAUUUGAGCAUUUUGAUGUUAAGCAACAAUUCUUUUACAGGUGAGCUUCCUGAGAAAUUGUCACGCAAUCUUUCUCGAUUAGAGAUCAGUCAUAACAGGUUUUCGAGUAAAAUUCCGGCGGGAGUGUCCUCCUGGAGGAAUUUGGUGGUUCUCAACGCUAGUAAUAACCUCUUAGAUGGCACAAUUCCUCAAGAAAUAGCAGCUCUUUCUAACUUAACUACUCUUUUGCUUGCUAACAACAAACUCUCGGGCUCUCUUCCUUCAAAUAUUCUAUCAUGGAAAUCGCUGACUACCCUAAACCUUGCCAGAAAUGCAUUCUCUGGACAAAUUCCAGAGGAAUUUGGUUCAUUACUAGGCCUUACUGAUUUGGACUUGUCAGAAAACCAACUGUCUGGCGAAAUUCCAUUGCAACUUGGCCGCCUAACAGUAGGUUUUCUCAAUCUCUCUUCCAAUCAUUUGACUGGGAGGAUCCCAAUUGAAUUCAAUAAUGAUAUAUAUGCAGGAAGCUUCUUGAACAAUCCCGGUCUUUGUGCUUAUAGCUCAUCAGUAAACAUUGACAAAUGCAAUUCCAAAUCAAGCAAAAUUUUGGUUCGAUUUCUUGUUUUGAUAAUAUGUUCGGUGAUAGCAACACUUCUACUAGCUUUAUUCUUCGUGAUCAGGAUUUUCAUGAGAAGAAAGCAAGGAUUGGAUUUGACUUGGGAGCUCACCUCAUUCCACAGGCUGAAUUUUACGGGAUCAGACAUUAUGUCAGGAAUGACAGAAAAUAACGUGAUAGGCCGUGGUGGAUCAGGGAUGGUAUACCGUGUUGCAGUGAAUCCUUCGCGUGAUAUUGUUGCUGUGAAGAGGAUUUGGAAUAGUGGAAUGCUAGAACAAAAGCUUGAGAAACAAUUUCUUGCAGAAGUUAAAACAUUGAGUACCAUACGACAUUCCAAGAUAGUGAAGUUGCUCUGUUUUAUCUCCAGUGAGGAUUCAAAAUUUCUUGUCUACGAGUAUUUGGAAAAUGGUAGCUUGGAUCUAUGGCUGCAUAGGAAGAGUGGAGCAUCAACUUUCUCAGAUUCAGUCCAACAAGUCAACCUGGAUUGGCCUAAGAGGUUGCAGAUAGCAGUUGGUGUUGCCCAUGGACUCUCCUAUAUGCACCAUGACUGCUUACAACCCAUUGUUCAUCGAGAUGUGAAGUCAAGCAACAUUCUUUUAGAUUCUGAGUUUAAUGCAAAACUCGCUGAUUUUGGUCUUGCCAAGAUGUUAAUCAGACACAGAGAAUCUGCUACAACGUCAACUGUGGCUGGCUCUUUGGGCUACAUAGCUCCAGGUGUCUUUGGGGUUGUCCUUCUGGAACUGACAACUGGAAGAAAAGCUUAUGAUGGUGAUGAAAACACAUCACUUGUCCAAUGGGCAUGGCGACAGAUUCAGGACAGCAAGACUAUUGUUGAUGUCUUGGACGAGGAGGUUAGGAAACCCUGCAACUUGGAUGAAAUGUGCUUCGUCUUCAAACUUGGAAUCUUGUGUACGUGUACGAAUCCUUCUAAAAGGCCGUCCAUGAAAGAGGUUUUGAAGAAUCUGCUCCGACCAAACCCAGCCCCAAAUCGUGGCUCUUCAGGUCAAAAUGAACCGCACAGUAGAUCGGGCCGAAGGCCCACCUGUCAAGUAUGUGGCAGAUUGGGUCACACAGCUUUGGUCUGCUGCCACAGGUUUGAUCAAACCUAUCAAGCUGAUGGGCUCAAUCCCACAGCCGACACUGCUGCCGCGGCACAAUCUUGGGACCUAAAUUGGUACCUGAACAUCGGUGCUACCCACCACAUCCCCUCCGACCAAAGCAACCUAAAUAUUCGCUCGGAGGAAUAUGAUGGCCUCGAUUAA